Haemonchus placei is the source of this 405-nucleotide messenger RNA. Lineage: Eukaryota; Metazoa; Nematoda; Chromadorea; Rhabditida; Trichostrongylidae. The record is from the annotation of a GenBank genome assembly.
AUGGAUCGAGUGGAAAAAAGUAUUUUUCCAUAUUGGAGAAAUGCUGACCACUCGGUUCUUCAUGUGGCCAACGAUUUAGAAGCUGUCGAUGACGAUAAGAAGUUCGCCGUCUCAGUGGAUGUAUCCCAAUUUCGUCCAGAAGAAUUGAACGUGCACCUAGAUGGACGAGUUUUGACCAUCGAAGGCAAGCAGGACCACAAAACUAAGAACAGCACGCUACACAGGUCAUUCACCCGCAAAUGGCUGCUACCGGAAAAUGUCGAUCUGGAAGCAGUUCGUACCCAGGUGGACGAGAAAGGUCAUUUGGCGGUAGAAGCACCGAAGCAUAUUGAAGGCCAUCCGAAGAAAAGAAACAUUCCCAUUAUGGCUGCUUCUUCUGCCAAAACGCCUCCGGCUAAAAAGUGA